This is a messenger RNA of Elaeis guineensis (African oil palm), 1043 nucleotides long. RefSeq lists its product as uncharacterized. The record is from RefSeq and is a predicted model, not a curated record. Lineage: Eukaryota; Viridiplantae; Streptophyta; Magnoliopsida; Arecales; Arecaceae.
AGCUAUUUCGCGGCAAUCUCUUCAUCAUUUCAUAUUAGAUGAAGCCAAAUUGAAAAUUAGUUUGCUUUUUUAAACUCGAUUUGUAUAGUUAUCUUAUAAUUUAAUAAAAUGAAUAAAUAUGCUCCGGAUCCUCUGUAGGAAUUUGCACCUCUCAGUAACCAAUAACAUUUGGAAGGAGAUUGUUCUGGCUGACGUACUUAUCAAGACUCAAAUAGUUCCAGUCUCCUUUUCCUAGGUCCUAGAGUUUAUCUAUAUCAGAUGACGGAUGAGUAGUUGACGUGCACGUCCAAGACAAGUAAGCGUAUCAACGGCUAUGAUUGCUCUUUCUUUUGGAGGGUGGCGGUGAGGGAAGGGAAUGCAGACUAGAAUCAUUCUUCCUGGUCGGUCAUUCUGCCGCAAAACCUGAAACGUGGCAGGGAAACAUUUGCCGUGGCAAGCACCAGGGAGCUUCUCGCUCUUGCAACAACACGUGGCCAUACACGUGCCACCAAGUCGCGUCACGUUUCGCCCGUGUUCCACCCAUAAGAACCCCGAUCCCCUGUUCCGUGGACCUCCCAAACGGUUCGAGAGAUUGUACCGUUCCGUCAUCGUCCUCUGGUUUUCAUUCGUGUCGGGUCGAGCCGAGAGGCGGUGGUCGCAAUGGUGGGUGCAUUCGUGCCGGUUUGCGUGCAGUGCGGGACGAGGAGCAACCCGUGCCGGUGCAAGGUGGUGGGGUCCACGCUGGGGUUCGUGGCGUUCGCGGCGGCGGCCGUGGUGGAGUGGCCCGUGGGGGCGCUCGUCUACCUCUUCCGCCACAUGAAGGGCCGCCGCAUCAUGGCCCACCCGGCCACUGUCGUCUACCCUUCCGUCUCCAACGCCAUCCCCAUCUAAAUGUGCAUUAAUUGAGUUGAGUGCUUUCGUUUCGUUAAUGCAUCGAGUUGUUUGAAUGCCAUGCUCUCUUUCUCUCUCUCUCCAUCCACAGUGUAAUUAAAUUUAUGGUGUUGCUUGGAUAGGUCAUCCGUGUGACACAUUUAGUUAUAUAAUUGUUGCUAAUCUGUUUCCUU